AUGUCAAAGCCUUCUACAUCUACUGAAGUUAUAUUAGCUAAAUUACAAGAAACUGUAUCUAAAUAUAAAUUUAUGGAAAUAAAUUAUAUUAAUAAAAAACAAGGAUUGGAAUUAAGAAUACUUGAAAUUAAGAAAACUCUUGAAACAAAUUCUGAUGAAUCAAUGGAAACCACAUUUGAAUUAAAUGACACUUUAUGGAUACCGGCAAAAGUUAAAUCUACAAAAUUUGUUAAUUUAUGGCUUGGUGCAAAUGUAAUGCUCGAGUAUUCAUUGCAAGAAGCAAAAGAACUUAUAAAAAGUAAAUUAUUAACAGCAGAAAAUUCUUUAAAAAAUUUAUCGGAAGAUUUAGAGUUUCUUAGAGAACAAGUUACCACAAUUGAAGUCAAUACUGCACGUAUAUAUAAUUGGGAUGUUAAAAUACGUAGAUUGGCAAAAUCUGCCAGUAAUUCGAAGAAAUAA
Molecule: messenger RNA, 459 nt
Organism: Entrophospora sp. SA101
Lineage: Eukaryota; Fungi; Glomeromycota; Glomeromycetes; Entrophosporales; Entrophosporaceae
Source: the annotation of a GenBank genome assembly